UGUCGCAUCUUCCCAGACAGUAAAGCCAUUGUGGAUGGAAACCUGAAGCUCAUCUUGGGCCUGGUGUGGACUUUGAUCCUUCACUACUCCAUCUCCAUGCCUGUAUGGGAAGACGAAGGGGAUGAUGAUGCCAAGAAGCAGACUCCGAAGCAGAGGCUACUGGGAUGGAUUCAGAACAAGAUCCCGUACCUGCCCAUCACCAACUUUAACCAGAACUGGCAAGAUGGCAAAGCCCUGGGUGCCCUGGUCGACAGCUGUGCUCCAGGUCUAUGCCCAGAUUGGGAAUCCUGGGACCCACGAAAGCCUGUGGAUAAUGCCCGAGAAGCCAUGCAGCAGGCCGAUGACUGGCUGGGUGUCCCACAGGUCAUCACUCCUGAGGAAAUUAUUCACCCUGAUGUAGAUGAGCACUCCGUGAUGACUUACCUGUCCCAAUUCCCCAAAGCCAAGCUCAAGCCAGGUGCUCCUCUUAAACCCAAACUCAACCCAAAGAAAGCCAGGGCCUAUGGCAGAGGAGUUGAACCCACCGGAAACAUGGUGAAGCAGCCAGCCAAGUUCACUGUGGACACCAUCAGCGCUGGGCAAGGAGACCUGAUGGUGUUUGUCGAGGACCCAGAAGGGAACAAAGAAGAGGCACACGUGACCCCUGACAGCGACAAGAAUAAGACAUAUUCUGUGGAGUAUCUGCCCAAGGUCACUGGGCUACAUAAAGUCAUAGUCCUCUUCGCAGGACAGCAUAUUUCCAAGAGCCCGUUUGAAGUGAAUGUUGACAAGGCCCAAGGAGACGCCAGCAAAGUCACUGCAAAAGGCCCAGGGUUGGAAGUUUCAGGGAACAUUGCCAAUAAGCCCACCUAUUUUGACAUCUACACAGCGGGAGCUGGUGUGGGUGACAUUAAUGUUGAGGUGGAAGAUCCCCAGGGCAAGAACACUGUGGAGCUGCUCGUGGAAGACAAAGGAAACCAGGUGUAUCGAUGCGUAUACAAACCAGUGCAGCCCGGUCCCCAUGUGGUCAAGAUCUCCUUUGCUGGGGAUGCCAUUCCCAAGAGUCCCUUUGGUGUACAGGUUGGGGAAGCCUGCAAUCCAAAUGCCUGCCGGGCCAGCGGCCGAGGCCUACAGCCCAAAGGCGUCCGGAUCCGGGAGACUGCAGAUUUCAAGGUGGACACUAAAGCAGCUGGAAGUGGAGAGCUUGGUGUAACCGUGAAGGGCCCUAAGGGCCUGGAGGAGCUGGUGAAGCAGAAAGGCUUUCUGGAUGGGGUCUACUCAUUUGAGUAUUACCCCAGCACCCCUGGGAAAUACAGCGUUGCUGUCACUUGGGGGGGACAUCACAUUCCGAAGAGUCCCUUUGAAGUUCAAGUUGGCCCUGAAGCAGGCAUGCAGAAAGUCCGUGCGUGGGGCCCUGGUCUCCAAGGUGGGGUUGUUGGUCGGUCGGCAGACUUCGUGGUGGAGUCUGUUGGCUCUGAAGUGGGGACUCUGGGGUUCGCCAUUGAAGGCCCUUCCCAGGCAAAGAUUGAGUAUGAUGAUCAGAACGAUGGAUCAUGUGAUGUCAAGUACUGGCCCAAAGAGCCUGGAGAAUACGCUGUUCACAUCAUGUGUGAUGACGAAGACAUCAAGGACAGUCCAUACAUGGCCUUCAUCCACCCUGCUACUGGAGACUACAACCCCGAUCUGGUCCAAGCAUAUGGACCGGGUUUGGAGAAAUCUGGUUGCAUCGUAAAUAACCCCGCUGAAUUCAUUGUGGAUCCAAAGGAUGCUGGAAAAGCUCCCCUGAAGAUACUUGCUCAAGAUGGGGAAGGCCAUCCCAUUGACAUCCAGAUGAAGAGUCGGAUGGAUGGUACAUUUGCCUGCUCAUACACCCCGGUUAAGGCCAUCAAGCACACCAUUGCUAUUGUCUGGGGAGGUGUGAACAUCCCACACAGCCCCUACAGGGUCAACAUUGGGCAAGGUAGCCAUCCCCAGAAGGUCAAAGUGUUCGGACCAGGCGUGGAGAGAAGUGGUCUGAAGGCAAAUGAGCCUACUCACUUCACGGUGGAUUGUACAGAAGCUGGGGAAGGUGAUGUCAGUGUUGGCAUUAAAUGUGAUGCUCGAGUGUUAAGUGAAGAUGAGGAAGAUGUGGAUUUUGACAUUAUUCACAAUGCCAAUGACACAUUUACAGUCAAAUAUAUGCCUCCUGCUGCUGGGCGAUACACUAUCAAGGUUCUCUUUGCAUCUCAGGAAAUCCCCGCCAGCCCUUUCAGAGUCAAAGUCGACCCUUCCCACGAUGCCAGCAAAGUGAAGGCAGAAGGCCCAGGGCUCAGUAAAGCAGGUGUGGAAAAUGGGAAGCCGACCCACUUCACUGUCUACACCAAGGGGGCCGGAAAAGCUCCACUCAACGUGCAGUUCAGCAGCCCCCUCCCUGGUGAUGCAGUGAAGGACCUGGACAUCAUCGACAAUUAUGACUACUCACAUACUGUUAAAUACACCCCGACUCAGCAG
Molecule: messenger RNA, 2469 nt
Organism: Nannospalax galili (Upper Galilee mountains blind mole rat)
Lineage: Eukaryota; Metazoa; Chordata; Mammalia; Rodentia; Spalacidae
Product: filamin-B
Exons: 17
Biological process (GO): actin cytoskeleton organization
Molecular function (GO): actin filament binding
Source: RefSeq, a predicted model, not a curated record